Molecule: messenger RNA, 857 nt
Organism: Aaosphaeria arxii CBS 175.79
Lineage: Eukaryota; Fungi; Ascomycota; Dothideomycetes; Pleosporales
Exons: 1
Coding region: 280-735 (151 amino acids)
Source: RefSeq, a predicted model, not a curated record
ACACUUACAUUGAAUCACCCCAACGAUAAAAAUUGUACAGAUCGUCAGUGCAACAUUUCGAAAGGAUGGGGGGAGCUUUUUGUAUACAAAAGUCGAGUCGAUGUCGCAAAGACAGACUCCUCAUUCACUUCGGUUCCCUAUCAAAAAAUUUCAUCAGAUAUCAUCAUCGUCGUCUAUCAUCACUCACACAAAGUUACCGACUUUCAAUCAGCCAAGUCUUGACAAUGUCAUCCUCCCACCACUCGAAACGGAGUUCUCAGGGCGGCAGUAGCCAAGGCAAUGGUAGCGGCAGUCACCACAGUGGCAGUCGUCACAGUGGCAGUCGUCACAGUGGCAGUCACCACAGCGAGGGCAGCAAAGCCAAUGGCAGUGGCAGCCACCACAGCGAAAGCCGGAAAGGCAAUGGCAGCAGCAGCCAACAAAUGGCUCUCCAGCCAUUUGGCGGUUAGUUCGAUCCCCAUUCCCAGCUACACUUCUUCUGCUUCGACCAACUUACCCACAUCCAUCUCUCCCACCUUCCCCUCUCUCCUAUUGCAAACAUCGACUAACCCCUCAAUCCCCAUAGAUUGGACCAACAGGCAGAGAGAGACAACCUCCACAGCCUACACCCUCCCACGGAUCGGGAAAUACCAUGGGAAGCGCGCGAUGGAUUACGAGACGUGGAUAAGGCAGCAGAAGAUAGAAGAGGAGAUACGCAAGAAGGAGGAAGGAUGUUGCAGCUGCAACGUCAUGUGAGCGGGAUCGAGCGAGCGAGUUGAGUUGAGUCCGGGAGGUCGAGUCGUUGAGUGGGUGGUGGUUGUAUCGAUUCCUUCCCCUUCUCAGGUCAUUUUUUUCCCGCUCUUUUCCUUGCUCCUUUG